Molecule: messenger RNA, 4853 nt
Organism: Trichosurus vulpecula (common brushtail)
Lineage: Eukaryota; Metazoa; Chordata; Mammalia; Diprotodontia; Phalangeridae
Gene: OS9
Product: OS9 endoplasmic reticulum lectin
Exons: 16
Coding region: 348-2303 (651 amino acids)
Biological process (GO): endoplasmic reticulum unfolded protein response; retrograde protein transport, ER to cytosol
Cellular component (GO): endoplasmic reticulum lumen
Source: RefSeq, a predicted model, not a curated record
GACUCCAGCCAAUCCGCUCUCGGCAGGUAAGAGGCCUUAGAAAUCACAGAGCCGAAGCCCACCUCCUCCCACUUCCUCCCAACCCCACUACCACUCCCGCUCUCGUCCUUCUGCCUGUCUUUCUGUCCCUCCCUCAGUCCAUCUUUCUGUCAGUCGUCCCGUCUGUCCGUCAGACCGUCGCUCUCAUACAUACUGCCAGACAUCACGUAGACCAAUAGGAGCCCGAGCCGUCAUGACGGGCAGAAGGGAGAACCAGUGAAACCCUUAGGCGUAAGGGGGAAGGGCGAGGCGGCUGCCCGGUUCAGGGCGGAAGCGGCAGCUCUCCGGUUAAGGCCGAGGGACGAAAGAUGGCGGCGACGUCGCUGUUCUUUCAGCUGCUAUGGCCUCUGCUCCUGGGGCCGCUGUUGUCCGACUUGCCGGCCUUCGUUGUCGGGAGCUUGAACCUGGAGGAGCUGAAUGAGAUGCGAUAUGGCAUCGAGAUCCUGCCGCGGCCUGUCAUCGGGGGUCAGAGCCAGUCUUCGGAGGUCGUGAUUGUCUCCUCCAAGUACAAGCAGCGCUACGAAUGCCGUUUACCAGCUGGAGCCAUUCACUUCCAGCGGGAGCAUGAGGAGGAUGCCCCUCCUUAUAAAGGGCCUGGAAUCCCUGAGUUGCUGAGCCCAAUGAGAGAUGCGCCCUGCUUAGUGAAAACCAAGGACUGGUGGACAUAUGAAUUUUGUUAUGGACGCCACAUACAACAGUACCACAUGGAAGAUUCAGAAAUCAAAGGUUCUGUUCUGUAUCUUGGAUAUUACCAAUCUUCCUUCAACUGGGAUGAUGAGACUGCCAAGGCCUCCAAGCAACACCGUCUGAAACGAUACCACAGUCAGAACUAUGGAAAUGGCUCCAAGUGUGACCUAAAUGGUCAACCCAGAGAGACUGAAGUCCGGUUUCUGUGUGAUGAAGGUUCAGAUGCUUCAGGGGACUACAUUGAUCGGGUAGAUGAGCCUCAGUCAUGUUCUUAUGUGCUCACUAUUCGAACCCCUCGACUGUGCUCCCAUCCUCUUCUUCGGCCUCCUCCAAGUGCUGCCCCCCAGGCCAUCCGAUGCCACCCUGCCUUACAGCCAGAGCAGUAUGGAGCAUAUAUCCAGGGACAAGUCUUAGAUGCAAAGCAAAAAAUUGACGAAAUCUCUGAGAAGCUUCACAACCCAGACCUUGAUAUGUGGAGUGAGACAAAGUUUGGGGUCCUCGAUACAAAGGGAACAGGUGUGACCCCACCCAAGGGUGACCCCGGAGAAUCAGAUAUCUGGAACAAGCCCCCUCAGACUGAAGAACAGGCCACCCAAAAGCAAGAGGCUCAGGCUGAGGAACAGGACCCCAACCUGGAGAAGGAAGGUCCAGCACCAGAUCCUGUAGAUGGAUUCCAUGACAAUGUGCAGGUCAAAGUCAUUCGGAAUCCAGGGGACUUGGUUCGAUUCAUAGAAGAAUUGAAAGGUGGGGCAAAAAAGGGGAAACUAAACCCAGUCCAGGAAGGAGAUGAAGAGACCACUACGGAAGUCCCCCAGGAGGGGCCAGAGAUCAGAGCCGAUGGUGGUGAAGAAGAGAGGAGGGAGGAGGAAGACGACGACGACGACGAUGACGAAGAAGAACGACUCUUGGGGGAAUUUGAAAAGGAGCUAGAAGGAAUGCUGCUGCCUUCAGACCGAGGCCGACUCCGGUUUGAGGUGAAGACUGGGAUGGAGAAGGAGCUGGAUAACAUCAUCCAGGAGGCAGAAUCGGAGCUGGACCCAGAAGAGCCGAGGAGUGCCACAGAACGUAGCCAGGCCUCGCAGGCCUUGGCAUCCACUCUCAACAAGCUCAUUCAGAGGAUGGAUGGAAGGCAGGGACCUGAGCAGGGGGAGGGACCCACGGAAGGCGGCACUGCCCCUCCAAGCAGCCCUCCCCCGCCUCAGUCCACAGAUGAGGAAACUGAGCGCCGGGUCAGAGUUCGGGUCACCAGACUCCGUGCUGGAGGCCCAAAUCAGGAUCUGUCUGUCUUUGAGAUGAAGCGGGAAAAUCCACAAGUGAAACAUAUAGAGGGACUGGUGAAGGACCUGCUUGAGAGGGAGGGGCUCACAGCUGAAGGUAAAGUUGAGAUCAAGAUUGUUCGGCCAGGAGCUGGAGAGACUGAGGAGGAGGAUGGACAUUGGCUGUCUGAUGAGGACACCAAGAACCUGAAGGAGAUUUUCUUCAACAUCCUGAUCCAGGGAGCGGAGGAGGCACAGAAAGAGCGACAAAGACAGCGUCAGUUGGAGAUCACUCUGAAGAGUCCUUCUGAACCUCUCUAACCUGUCACCUGCACCGAACCCCCAUUUUAGUGUCCCCAGAAAUGGAACAACAGACUGGAGCCGAGCUGUGGAGUCCAGGGGAUUCGGGAGGGGUUCUUUCAUCAGGGGUAUUGGGGCUGGGUGGGAUUUAGCAUGCCAUUGCUACAAGAUGUUUGUAACAAUAUAGGGUUCCCCUCAAGGUUAGUGUAGCCUUCUCCCUCUCCUAUAAUUUCCCAACUUUAGCUCUUUCCCCUAGAUCUCCACUUAUCCUUUCCUAGCUCUUUAUCUCACUCUCUACCCUGAGGUACUAUGGCCUAUUUAAAAAAAAAUUACAGGGGAUAUUAAGCGGGGCGGGAAGUGCUGGCCAUUAAUAGGGCUUGAACUGCCCUGACUGCUCUAUCCUGGGAGUUAGGGGUGUUACUCAUUUAAAAAUAUUCCCAGUAGUAUAUCUGCCUUUCCUUAGAGAGUUUCCCAUCUCCUACUAUUUGGAGUUACUUUGCUCCCUUGCUUAGGAUGGGAUGAUGUCUAAUUUAAAUUCUCCCAGUAAUUUCCCCUGCUUAUGAUUUGGAGGGUGGGGGUGAGAGGCAACUUCCUCCUCUGGUUAUUAUGCCAUAGGAGAUGGGAGAGGCCUUCACCACUAGGAGUUGGGGUUUCCCUGUCCCCUCCUUUUGAAUAAUCAGGUUUCUUAAUAAAGUGAACUGGACCCUGAAACUGUCUGUCUGUUAGAGGUAGGAUUUCUUUUUCUCCUCACACUUUGCCGAGAGAAGGGAGUUUCCUGUCCAGAGGAAAGGAAGGAACUCUUUAUCUCACCUGUACCUUGCUCAGCCUCUUGCUUGCGGUUACAUUCUUCAUAUUCUGCUGUCAUUCGACCUUCAAACUUACUACACUUGUUCAGGGUGGGGGGAGUGACAUGGACACAUCUAUUCAUGGCAGAAAGCAGUCAGGCCUAAGCAAGGCUCAGACGAUUUCUGCUUUAUCCUCUCUCUCUUACCUGUCUUUAUUAUGGCUGUUCUUAAUUCCUGCUUCCUUGGCACUGGUUUCUCCUCUCCUUCUACCUUAUGUCUAAAGUCUGAAACCUGGGUAGUUAGUGCUUGCAGUGUAGAUAGCCAGCCUUAGAGAAAGGGAUUUUCCUCCCAUUCUCCAUUCCUAGUUUUUUAGGAUUAUCUUCUCCUUCCCCACACAACCGAAGCCCACCAAGGGAAUCUGCCCCUAUCCUCAUUUCCAUCCUUCCGCCUUCCUUGCACACCUGAUGUUUUCUUCUUCUGGGGGGAAAUUAGAUUAUUAUUAUCAGUGUAAAGCAUUGGAAUAUUUUUUAAUUUUGGAAUAUAUGAUUCUAAGAAAAUUACUAGGGUUGGAAGGUAGGGAAGGAGGAGUCAAUCUGCAGCUAUAGAGCUAAUAACUGGGCAGAGACUGAUAUGAAAUGUUCAUUGGACCCAUCCGCUGUCAGUCUUUCCAGCCAGCUGGAACUUGGUGGGAAGUGCCAGAAUUGUGAUGCUUGAAAAGAUAGUUCUGAGCACUUUGGGAGAGAGCCAUGAUCAGGGCCAGCUUUGAAGGCUUGGGAAAGGUGAAGAGUGAGAGCCUAAGGAGGUGGGCCUUUGAUAGACUGAGAUAGUAGCUAGAGAACAACAAAUUGUUUCACAUAAAGGGGUGAAACUUUAGGGAAGUCCAGGAGAAUAUAUUCAGCUGAUUGAAGGUUAGGAUGAAGAGAGGUCAAAGGUGAGAGUAAAGCCAGGCUUAGAAAGGGUUAAAAUGAAAAGUGUCCCCAUAACUUUGGUUCAAUAUCUGACUUGUUGCUUCAAUUUAUUUCUUGCCUUAAUUAUCUUGUAAAGCUUUUUAACCCUGACUUUGUACUGGUUGAACAGAAGUCAUACUUGCAAACAGCUGACCUCAAGGGUAGGAGAAACCUUCAUGUUUCCUUGGGAGUCAGGUGUGAGCUGGUGGCAGCAAGAGAGAGAGAGAAGGAAGAAACCCUGGGGAAGGGGCUUUGGGAUUCAGCUGCAGAAAUUCAUGCUCAUCCUCCCAGGAGCCAGUAGUGGAAUGCAAAACCUCUGAGCCUGCUUCACAUGAGUGAGUCUGUUAUUGAAGGGCACAUCGUGGACAGACCACUGAAACAGGUGAUGCAAACUGAGAUUUCACCUCACAAGGAAGUAAAGGCUCAUGAAGAGCAGGUGUGUUAUCCCAGAGAGUCUCUGAGCUUGACGGAGGCUGCUACUGUAACAAACAUAUUAGAUACCUGUGGAUGGUUGGGCUAUUCACCACCAUUUUUCCCAUCAAAAGUUGCAACUGCAAACUGCUUUCCGAUUUUUUUUUCUUUUGGAAGGAGUGUUAAUUUUUUCCCCAGGAGCUGUUUGCAGAAAGCAGGAACCUUAUAAACCCUGCUUGCUUCAAUUCAUUGAACUACACCUUCAGUUAAAGAAUUAUGGAGAAAGAGAAGACUCAGACUAGAUAUUUUAACCAAAACCACUUCUACAGUUGGAAAAUAGCUGUAACUGGAAAAGAUUUGUCCUCUCUUUUUGUAAAUUUUGGAAGGGGGAAUUGUAAAAAAAAAAAAUGCCCUUUUUGGAUUGGAAA